AACGUCGCUUCUUCUUCGCGUCAGUCGUUCCUCCACAGAUUGUUCCUGUUCUUCGACGUCGGCCAUUCCACUCGUUUUGAUGGUCAUUUGUCUUUUCUAAGUUUUUAAUCUACCGUUUUCUUGACGGCCUCAACUUUGUUGUUCCGCAAUUUCCAAAACUGUCGCCCCAACUUGUAUGCAACUAUCCAUCUGAUUCCCGAGGUACUCGGCAACCAUGAGGACUGCAGCGCUCUUGUCCGCGGUCGGGGCUGCGACCGCUGUGCACGGCAACCCGACGGCGACCGUCAGGUCGAAGCCGCGCGCUACUGAGCUCGAGCCUAUCACGGUGACGGGCAAUGCCUUCUUCAAGGGCAAUGAGAGGUUCUACAUCCGCGGCAUCGACUACCAGCCCGGCGGCGCCGCAGCCAACGUCGACCCUCUGGCCGACCCUGACAUCUGCCUGAAGGAUAUCGCCAAGUUCAAGAAGCUCGGUGUCAACGUGAUUCGCGUCUACUCGACCGACAACUCGCUGGACCACGACGAGUGCAUGAACGCGCUCGCCGACGCCGGCAUCUACGUUGUGCUCGACGCCAACAACCCGCUGUACUCGAUCAACCGCGAGGACCCCCACGGCUCGUACAACACGCCCUAUCUGCAGAGCGUGUUUGCCACCAUCGAUGCCUUUGCCAAGUACUCCAACACCAUGGCCUUCUUCUCCGGCAACGAGGUCAUCCACGACCUCCUCAACACCACCCGCACCGCUCCCUACGUGAAGGCCACCGACCGUGACAUGCGUCGUUACAUCAAGGCCCGCGGCUAUCGCAAGAUCCCCGUCGGGUACUCGGCCGCCGAUGUGACGACCAACCGGAUGCAGACUGCCCACUACUUCAACUGCGGCUCCGAUGAGGAGCGCAGCGACUUCUUCGCUUUUAACGACUACUCCUGGUGCAGCACCGACUUCGUCACGUCUGGCUGGAACAAGAAGGUCGAGGACUUCAAGGGCUACGGCAUCCCCCUGUUCCUGUCCGAGUACGGCUGCAUCGACAACCCGCGCGACUUUGGCGAGAUCGAGUCGCUCAUGCACCGCAACAUGACGGGCGUCUACUCCGGCGGCCUGCUGUACGAGUACAGCAUGGAGCCGAACAACUAUGGUAUCGUCAAGAUCAAGGGCGGCCAGGACAACGGCGGUGCCGACCAGACGGGCGAGCGCGAGGAGCUGCCCGAAUUCUCGGCCUUUGCCGCUGCGCUCAAGAAGUGGCCCGCUCCCACGGACGACGGCGGCUACACCAAGACCUCCAAGGCUUCCGAGUGCCCGACCAAGGACGCCCACUGGGACGUCGAGUCGUCUGUGCUCCCGGACACUCCCGAGGGUGCCCUCAAGUUCUUUGAGGAGGGCGCUGGCAAGGGUCCCGGCCUGAAGGGCCCCGGCUCCCAGUGGGCCGUCGACCAGGCUUCGACCAGCUCGGGCGGCAAGAGCAGCAGCGGUACCUCCGAGGACGGCGAGUCUAGCAGCUCCAGCGCCGCCAUUCGCGGCUCUGUUCCCGCCCUGGACAAGGCCCCAUUUGUCAUCUCUGGUGUUGUGCUUCUCUUCACUCUGGUUGGCGCCGCGGCUUUCUAAGGCUGGGGAGAGUGGGGUUUCAGUUGGCUGAGAUGGUUUGGAUUGCUCCUUUUUUAAAUUAAUAGAUAUAUACUUUCGUGGCCAAUGGGGGCUUUGUGCACUUUAUGGGAAUGAUGAAUCCUUUUUCUUUUGGCGAUUCCCUCUCUCCCGCCUUGAAUAAUUUAGAUAGGCGAUCUGCAGGUUUCUCUUUCCCCCGUCAUCACGUCCGUCACAUUGCGACGUUCUCUUGGGCAUCAUGAACCUGCCCUCGAAUUGUAUUGUCUCCCAACUU
Thermothelomyces thermophilus ATCC 42464 is the source of this 1868-nucleotide messenger RNA. RefSeq names its product glycoside hydrolase family 72 protein. Gene Ontology annotation, cellular component: cytoplasm; fungal-type cell wall. The record is from RefSeq and is a predicted model, not a curated record. NCBI's taxonomy places the organism in Eukaryota, Fungi, Ascomycota, Sordariomycetes, Sordariales, Chaetomiaceae. The coding region runs from base 215 to 1597 and encodes 460 amino acids. Gene Ontology annotation, biological process: fungal-type cell wall (1->3)-beta-D-glucan biosynthetic process. The transcript has 3 exons. Gene Ontology annotation, molecular function: 1,3-beta-glucanosyltransferase activity.